UCCUAUAAGGGUUUUUAAUUUGAGAGAUUGAUAUUGCAAAGGUUUUUAAGAUGAACGAAGAUGUUCUCGAAGCUCUAGGAUGUCUCGUCUUCUUCGCGAUUCUGACUGUGUUUUAUUGUGUAUUUCGUUGUUGUCUUGCUUAUUGCGACAACGGUGAUGAUGAUGAUCAUCCAAAUCAUCCCGGUCAUAGUUUACAUGUAAUAAAAGCUGCUGGGAUAGGCCUUUCCGUUCUCCAAUCGAUCCCCGUCUUAUCUUUCAACGCUCAUGACUUUAAAGAUAACGUCGAAUGCGUCGUUUGUCUAUCGAAGCUCGUUGUAAUCGAUCACUGCUUUCACGUUGAUUGUAUCGACACAUGGCUUCAAUCCUCCAAGUACAAACGCUAAUUCCGGUGAAGCAUACGAAGAUAUGACGGCGGUUGUGUAGACAUGCAGGUGGAACCUGUUAGAGCAUAGGCAUUGGUAAA
Molecule: messenger RNA, 463 nt
Organism: Arabidopsis lyrata subsp. lyrata
Lineage: Eukaryota; Viridiplantae; Streptophyta; Magnoliopsida; Brassicales; Brassicaceae
Product: putative RING-H2 finger protein ATL62
Exons: 1
Coding region: 51-383 (110 amino acids)
Biological process (GO): protein ubiquitination
Source: RefSeq, a predicted model, not a curated record